AUGUCGCAUACGGGUACUUUUAGGGGGACGCCCAAUAAGACCAUCGGGAGAGGAAGAAUGCCUGAUUUUGAAAGCUCAAGUACCUCCCACAUCCCCCGACCUCGCUCAGACCGUCCAGAAUCCUCUGUCGCGUCUACCACCAACACCCCUUCAAGUGAUCUCGGAACCGGCACCAUGAGCGCCGCCAGUAGCAGACAACGACAGAACCAGUCGAAGCGUGAUGAGGCAAUCCGCCGCAAGAUGGAGGCCGACCUGAACAAGAAGAAGCAUAACCCGACCAAAGCCAGAAAUUCUCGCAAAGCUCCACCCGGUACUGUGCUCGCUUUGAAGCCAAGCCAAGCUCUUCAGAUCAAACCCUCGCUCAGCAUUGCCGAGGCUGCCCAGCUCAUGGCUGCGAAGCGGGAGGAUUGUGUACUGGUUACUGAUGAGGACGAUCGCAUUGCUGGUAUCUUUACCGCCAAGGAUUUGGCGUUCCGUGUGGUUGGCGCCGGCCUCAAGGCCCGAGACGUCAGCGUGGCCGAGAUCAUGACCAAAAACCCUCUGUGUGCACGAACAGACACAAGUGCUACGGACGCACUGGACCUGAUGGUCCGAAAGGGAUUUAGACAUUUGCCCGUCAUGGACGAGAAUCAAGAUAUCUCGGGUAUCCUCGAUAUUACUAAGUGCUUCUACGAUGCCAUGGAGAAGCUGGAGCGCGCCUAUAGCUCGUCACGAAAGCUGUAUGAUGCGCUAGAGGGAGUCCAAACCGAGUUGGGGUCAAGUCAGCCGCAGCAGGUCAUUCAGUAUGUCGAAGCGCUGCGAUCCAAGAUGUCGGGUCCCACUCUUGAGAGCGUACUGGAUGGCAUGCCCCCUGUGACCGUCUCCGUUCGAACCACCGUCAAAGAUGCCGCGGCGCUGAUGAAAGAGCACCACACCACUGCUUUGCUGGUCCAGGACCAAGGAUCCAUUACCGGUAUCUUCACCAGCAAAGACAUUGUCCUCCGAGUCAUCGCGCCCGGCCUCGACCCUGCUACCUGCAGCGUCGUCCGUGUGAUGACCCCUCAUCCCGACUUUGCUCCCUCCGACAUGAGUAUUCAGGCUGCGCUGCGUAAGAUGCACGAUGGUCAUUAUCUCAAUUUGCCCGUGAUGAAUGAAGGCGGAGAAAUCGUCGGCAUGGUGGACGUGCUGAAGUUGACAUACGCUACUCUCGAACAAAUCAACACCAUGUCUACCCAGGAUGACGAAGGUCCAGCGUGGAAUAAGUUCUGGUUGUCCAUGGAUCAUGAGUCAGACUCCAUGGUGUCUGGAAGUCAGCCUCAUCGCUCUGUCAUGAGUCCUGAUAUGGGUCGAUCGCAAUAUGACAACAGCGUGCUCCCGCAUGACUCCGCUUCCCACCAAGGAGGCGAGGAGCACUCCGAAGUUGCAUCUCAGCACCACCAGCACCACACGGAAAAUGUGCCAUUCCCAUUCAAAUUCAAGGCUCCCAGUGGCCGGGUUCACCGCGUGAAUGUCCUGAGUUCUUCCGGUGUGGCUGAUUUGGUCACCCAGGUGACUGCCAAACUUGGCGCUGAACUGGAAGCCGUGGGCGGCGAGGCUGUUGUCCAAGAAGGUCGACUCAGCAACACUGGCUACGCUCUGAGCUACAUGGACAACGAAGGGGACACAGUGUCAAUCACGACAGAUCAAGAUAUGCUGGAUGCGAUCGAUCUCGCGCGCCGUGCUCGACGUGACAAGGUUGAUCUGUUUGUUCACGACCCGUCUCAGCCUCCAAUUCCCGCCACCCUGGACCCGCAACCCGCCAAGCCUGCGACUCCAGUUAUCGAGGAGCCUAAGAGUGUCGUUGUAGACGCGUCAUCGGAGGAGCCUGUGUUGAGCAACACUCACCCGGCCUUCCCAGCAAGCCGCCGUGCCGAAGAGCAGCUAAUUGCCGGUGUUCCUAACGACCUUCUUUUGCCGGGAGCCAUUGUCACCUUGGCUGCUGUGAUUGCCGGUGUCUUCAUCCUUAGCCGCCCCAGUGGUCGUUGA
Messenger RNA from Penicillium oxalicum, 2004 nucleotides. RefSeq names its product CBS and PB1 domain protein. The record is from RefSeq and is a predicted model, not a curated record. Bases 1 to 2004 code for a protein of 667 amino acids. Gene Ontology annotation, molecular function: protein binding. The transcript has 4 exons. NCBI's taxonomy places the organism in Eukaryota, Fungi, Ascomycota, Eurotiomycetes, Eurotiales, Aspergillaceae.